GUCAUGACGUUUCCUUCUGACAACAACCGAGCGACCUCCUCAGACAUCCAAUGAAUGCGGAUACAUGCACCAGUGCAGGCGUUUGAUAGCGCCCAAAGUUGAUGGGCAAUGCCUCCACUAUUUCUUCAUUGCAUGGAACAACUGUGAACCGGCUGCUCACUUGUCACUGUGAUUGAAGCAGGGAUUUGGAAUACGCCCCAAGGCUUACCUAUGUCGGAGUGGUCAGUCGAACUACAUCAGCAUCAUCAACAGUGUCUUGGACUACAGCGGUGAAGGUUGUUGCCGUCAAACAUCCAAAAUGGCGGACAAGGAGAAUCUUAUCACUCAGCUACGGACCCGGAUGCAGAGUGUUGAGCCUCUAGCUGAUGAACCAGAUUUUCAUACUAAUUCAGAGACAGUCGCGCGCUACUUGAAAUCACGUGACUGGAACCUGGAGGAGGCUGAGCGUCUUCUGAAAGAGACUGUAGACUACAGGAGACAGAACCGCCCUCUGCACCUCGACUGUCGCUGGUGCCACGACCGGCCUGGCUUCCAUUCCAUGCGCCAGAUCGGCCAUGAUGAGAUGGGACGUCCUGUCAUCUACUCCAACUUUUCCCAGGCUACAACUCACCGGAACUCGGUGGAAGACUCGAUCAGUCAUGUGACCUACCUCAUAGAGAACGCUAAGCUGACGAUGCAGCCGGGGAUCUCCACCUGGGUGUUUAUCAUAGAUUGUACAGGUAUGACGCUGCAGUCGUGCAACCCCAAGUUAGGCUAUGGCGUGACACAGAUAAUGGCCAACCACUACCCUGAGCGUCUGGGUCUCGUCAUGUGCCUCAACCACAGCCCAGUCUUCCACGGAGUAUGGAAGGCCAUCAAGAUCUUCCUCCACGACAACACAGUCUCCAAGAUGAAGCUAGUCAGGUCAAAGAGGAAAAUUCUACAAACGUUCCAGAAAUAUUUCUCAGAUGAAAUGACGGCGUGGCUGCUGGAUGAGAUAAGGCUCAACAAGGUCAAACCUCUCCCUGAAGGUCAAAUGCAGUUUUGGUGCCCCCCAGCUGAGAAAGGCGGUCAUGAUCCCCGCGGAUCUCCCUCUUACGUGUCAAAGUUCAUAGAUCCCUACACCAGCAAUACCAGAGACACCGCUAGGCGCAUACACAAACCCCAUCCAAACGUUUUAGACAAUAUGAACGGGACGGUGCUUGAAGUGACGAUAUCACCAGAAGAAGCGAAAGAACGUGUGCAGGCGCAGGCUGUUGCCGAGGCAUCCAAUUUCGACGGAAGUGACGACGACACGGAGGUGUCAUCUGUCCACAUUGCGGAUGAGUUUAAGAUACCCCAAACAGCUUUGCCUUUAAGCACAUAUUGACAACAUCGAUGGCUCGUAUGAUUUCUGCAACGAUGCCCCAUGGUGUUAUAGCCAUUAACAUUUAUCAAAGACUUGGGAAUAUUCAGAAUCACAUAGGGAGGGUGCAAGGCGACGGAGGACGUUUGAGUCGCCGGUAGAUAGAUAGCAGUGUGUGCAAGAGCGACAGUGGUGAUGAUAUGGACAAAUCUCAGAUCGAUAACUGGGACUGCUGAAAGUCAAUUAACAUCCCUUGUGAGCGGGUACAAGACUGUAAUAGAAAAUCAGAUUACUAGAUCAUUGUGUGUGAGCGGAAGCUUAAUCUAAUUAAUGUUGAACUUUGUCUGUGAUCCCUUAUUUCGGUGGUGGGAAGUGUCUUCCAGUGUGUAAAUCUAGGAGUGAGAGUUACUUCCCUUGAUAUACCUCUAAACCUGUUCAACGCUACACAUAUAAAACCAGUCCAGCUCAUGUGUUCCUUAUUCAUGUUAUACGCAAAGAGGUUUACUGUUUUUCGCUUCUUUAACCUUUUCUUAGUUUGGAGAUAAAUCUCACCCCAUGAUUCUAUACAAUGUUACUUAUAAAAGGAAACCAUUUUUA
Molecule: messenger RNA, 1921 nt
Organism: Haliotis rufescens (red abalone)
Lineage: Eukaryota; Metazoa; Mollusca; Gastropoda; Lepetellida; Haliotidae
Product: SEC14-like protein 1
Exons: 5
Coding region: 299-1348 (349 amino acids)
Source: RefSeq, a predicted model, not a curated record